UACCUUGACAAAUUCAUCCUGUCGCAGGUACACACAAGUUAACAGGCCUCUAAUAGCACACUUUUAUGUCGGAUAUGACUGCAACUUUGUAACUACAAACGUUACUUCUACUGUCACUUUCUCGCCCCCCUCCCCAUUUCCCAUAGCAGACGACAAGCGAAGCAGUAGCAGACGUCAGACGCAACGAUGCCAGCAGCAGUCGUCAGGUUUAUGUGCCGUCAGGGAUAUUUCCUGGCACGCCAAAGGCAGAGAGGAAUAACUCAGCGAUGUGAAGUUCCCUUUAAAAGUGCAGUAUUGGCUCACCGGUAUUGCUCUUCAUCAGUCGAUAGCCUGAUCGGGAAACAAGCUUCCAGCAAGAGACAAGACGGGCAGAGGAAGAAAACACAAAUCCCAUCCAGCAGUAUCAACUUCUCUGACAUCGAUGCUCUAGAUUCAUCUCUUACACCUGAACAGUGGGGUAUGAUGAAGGCCCAGUUUAGACAUCCACAGGACUUCGAGAGGAAAGCCAUGGAACGUCUAGUCAAAAACCCCAACUUCAGAGUGGCAGAAUCUUUGAUGGCAUAUAUUGAAGAAGAAGGCCGUAAACCACGUUAUGGGGUUUUGUUUUCGUACCUGGCCAUAUGUGUUAGAUGUGAGAUGUACGAUGAGAUGUUCAAAGUGUAUGCAGAGUUGAGGAGGACGGGGAAGAUGUUGGACCCCAAUCUACUUGCCACCCUCAUCAAGGGAUUCUGUGGAACGGACAGGUGGAAGGAGAGCCUGGAGUUUCUGAAGAUAGUGAAAGUGCUAGGAAAGGCGUACAGCAGACACUACAACCAUAUCAUCAUCGCAGCUGUGGAACAUGGGGAGAAACAGUUUGGGAUGUCACUGUUUGAAGAGAUGAUGUCAGCCGGCCUGACACCUUCUGAUGAGUGCUAUGGUGCAGUGAUGAGGACACUCAGCCUUGCUGAAGAGGAGAAAAGGGUGUACAAUUUGUUUGAAGAAAUGAGAAACAAUGGGGAGCAUCCGUCUCAGACUCUGGCUUUGCACAUCAAGGAGUGGUUUGAAGGGAAGACGAGUGAGAAGUGGACAGGUACUUUUACCUCCAUACAUGCAAGUGGACACUGCAGGGCCUGUGGCACCAGGCUAGAAGGCACUAACCUUACUGAUGAAGAGUUCCAUCUCCUUCAUGACUCUGUCCUGAGGAGAGUCAUCCAUGGCAAGGAUAUCUUCCGUUCCACCACUCCAGAGGAACUAAAGAAGUUCUUGGACUUCAUCAAGGAUCGGAAUGACUAUGAUGUCAUUGUGGAUGGGUUAAAUGUGGCAUAUGCCUUUGGGUCCAAGCAGAAGAAAUAUUCCAGAACUCUGCUGAAAGUGGUUGAACACUUGGUGCAGCAGCUUGGGCUACGUGUUCUAGUCCUGGGUCGGAAACACAUGAAGGUAACAACUGCCCAUGGAGCCUGGAGACGAUCUGACAUGGACACCAUCGAAAGUCUGGCCGACCUCUUCUUAACCGAUAAUGUCUCCAAGGAUGACCCUUACCUCCUAUCUGCGACCUUGAGCUGUGGGCCCCAUGCCCGGUUUAUCAGUGGGGACUUCAUGCGUGACCACAAGGCCCUCCUGGACAACUUUGUGCAGCGGCUGUUUCUGAAGUGGCUUAGAGGGCAUCAGAUGAAACUCUUGAGUAUAUCAUAUGGUGUACCCAUCUUCUCAGAUGUCCACACGUUUGAUAUUGUGGUGCAGCGGACACAGAAUACGUGGCACUUUCCUUACGACGAUGGAGAACCCCGUCAGGGGCUGGAGGGACCAGACAAGUGGCUGUGUGUCAGGAGAGGGAACUAAUCAAACCUCCAUGUUGGAUGUCUAGUUUAGGGCACCAGUCUGGAAUAACUUUCACAGUAUGUUUUUGAAGAAUGGUGGAGGAAGUACAAUUCAAUUCAGAGCUUUGGGCUUAGAAGCUAUGGAAUGAAUAUGGUUC
Messenger RNA from Branchiostoma floridae (Florida lancelet), 1954 nucleotides. Its product is annotated as mitochondrial ribonuclease P catalytic subunit-like. The coding region runs from base 187 to 1818 and encodes 543 amino acids. Gene Ontology annotation, cellular component: mitochondrial ribonuclease P complex; mitochondrion. The transcript has 9 exons. Lineage: Eukaryota; Metazoa; Chordata; Leptocardii; Amphioxiformes; Branchiostomatidae. The record is from RefSeq and is a predicted model, not a curated record. Gene Ontology annotation, molecular function: ribonuclease P activity; protein binding. Gene Ontology annotation, biological process: mitochondrial tRNA 5'-end processing; tRNA 5'-leader removal.